This is a messenger RNA of Linum trigynum, 3920 nucleotides long. NCBI's taxonomy places the organism in Eukaryota, Viridiplantae, Streptophyta, Magnoliopsida, Malpighiales, Linaceae. The record is from the annotation of a GenBank genome assembly.
AUCUCCCUCCCGCCUUCCUCCCAAUCAAACAAAGAACCCCUGCAAUCCCAUCAAACACAGAACCCCUGCAAAAACACAGAAGACAGAACAGAGCCUCUCUGGUUUCUGUCACUCUUUCCUCUUCCUUGACACAACUCUACUUCCACAAAAAAAGUACUUCUUUCGUUUUGCCCGUUUUAGAUGGAGAGAAACGGGAUAUUACAAGGUAAAGCAACCCCUUGUUCAUUUGGUGUGGCUGCUUGUUCUUUUUCUCAAAGUUUUCAGCUUGGAGACUUAGGGUUCUUCUGGUGUGGCCUUUUGCUUCUGGUCCGCCUUGUUCUUUGUCUGGGUUUGGUGUUUGGCUUCGUCUGCCGUCGAUCUUGGCAGGGGCGGUCUGGUCCGCCUAGCCUAGCCUGUCCCUUUUGUUUUGAGCGUUUGCUGUUGUUGUGCUGUUCUUGUACUUUCCUGCUACUAUGGAUCAAGUCUUUUAAUUGAAUCAUUCGCCGAAGUGGGUUUCCGAGCUUCCCGCUCUCAAACUAGGUUGGAUCUCUCGAUGGUUUUGGCAGAUAGGAAUUAAGGACUACAUUGGAUCUCUGCAGGGAUCCCACGAUUCGCAGGCCUUUGGUCUGCGUUUGCAAGCGCCUUGGUUCCAAGGCUCUUCCUCUGUUGUCUUCUUUGCUGCUUAGUCUCAGCUCUUUUCUUGUUUUCCUCUUUCUGCCUUUUGACAGCUUCUUUGUUUAGCUGUCUAUCCGUUUGUUCUGAACAUGGAUCAUUUUCACGGCUUCUGAAGUGAUCUUUCUCCUCUUUUUAGUUCAAAGUUCAUCACCAUUAUCAAACCUAGGUUUACUUGUUCAGGUUCCUCCUCUGUUUUACUGGUGAAUGCUCGAGUGUAGUUUUUCUUUUCAUUAUGACAAGUUUUUCUGUUGCUUGGAUUCGGGAGGAGUUUGAUUUGGUUCGUAAUGAUUUAAGAACCAAUCAAAACUCUUUGAAAGCCAAAAUCAGAAAAUGUGUUUCUCUGAUUUUGCUUCAUCCCGGGUUCUGGUUUAUCCUAGCUCUGGGUUUCGACCUUUCCGGAAGUUUGUAUUACUUUCUUAGAAUCAGACCACCUCAUUCCAGCUCUCUAAAAUUCUACCUGCCCCUAUCCCUUAGCAUCUUGGGAGGUUUAGUACCUCUUGGUAUGAUAGGACCGAAAUUUUGGAAGGGGGAUGUGGGUGUGUUGAUCGAUAGGUGGUUUGAUAGGUGGUGGUAUUUGCAAAUCGUAGUUUUUGGAUUGAUUCUUGUGGUAGGAGUAGUGAUUGAUCGGCUGAUUUCUGAAUUUGCCAACUACCAUUCCAUUAUCCAUGUGCAAUGGAUCUACUGUGGUUACACACUCUCUGUUGUCCACAUAGCGCAAUCCAAAUAUCAUUUUGGAGUGUGCUUUACAUGGCUUAGCGUGGCAUUUGUAGCCUCAUGGAAGGUUAUCAAUGCCAAGGCGGAAUUGAACGUUCAUAGCAAGUAUGCUUGGAUAGGAGCUGUGGUCGUUUUUGCAGCGCUAGUGUUGCUGUUAUUGGUGGAUCAUCUGAGGGCAGUUCGAGAUGAGGAGAGGAAAUCACCCACCUUAGCGGCGAUCGAGAGGAGAACCGAGGAUGCAGAGAGACAAUUGACACGCAUCCAAUGCCGAGUGCAAGCAGCAAGAGUACAGCUCCGAAACAUCCAGGUUCUGCACCAAACCACUGGUGAACUAUUACAGUUGAAUGAACAAGUUGAUGUGGCUACCAAAAACUUGGAACGUGUUAAGAGAGAGGUGGAAGCAGCUAUGGUGGAACGAAACUCCAACCAACGGGAGGCCGAGGAAGCUGCAACCCAACGCGACCAACGGCGAAAAGAGAGAGACGCGGCCACCUCCGAGAGAGAUGAAUGCAGAAGGGAGAAGGCAGAAGCUACAGAUCAACGGGAUGCUCUUCAACAGGAAUGCCAAGAAGCUAAGGACCAGCUGUCGGACCGUGUACAUGAGAGGAACCAGGCAUUGGCCGAACGGGACAGACACCGAAAAGAAUGCGAUGAGGCCAGAGUAGGAAGUGCCAAAGCUGCAGGUCAGCUAGCUGAACGAAGCUGGGAAAGAGACGCUGCUAAAAGAGAGCGCGAUGACUGCCGCCGUCAAACUAAAGAGUUUUCUAUCCGACUGUGCCGCCUGCAGAAGUCACUCAAUCGUGCCACGGAACGACGGAAUGCUCAGCAACUGAAGUGGGAGAAAGCUAUACGGGAACGAAACGAUCGAUGCCAAGAAAUGAUUGAAGCGAAAAGGCAGCUGGAUGCUCAUCGCAAAGAAAGAAAUGAGCUUGCACGCCAAUGCAAUGACAUGCUAAAGCAAUGCAAGGAUAGUGUUACUGACCGAGAUGACAGGCAGCAGGAAGCCACUCAAGCUAGAAGAGAAGUUGCGUCAUUGAGGGCCAGAUCUGAAGCUGCUCUUGCAAUAAGGCAGAGAACCUUAAUUGAAAGGGAGACAGCUGCAAGAGAUGCCGGAGCUGUUCUCGCCGAACGAGAGGCAGCCGUUGCUGCUGCUGAAGCAACUCUCAAUGAAAAUUUCCCCGGUGUAAGGGAGAUGUUGGCAAAUGCAGCUGAAGAUGCUGUCCGCGCUAGGGAGGUCGCUGUAAGCCAAAGGGAGGCAGCUGUAGCUGCUGAUGAAGCUGCUGUCCGCGCUAGAGAGGUAGCUGUAGCUGCUGAUGAAGCUGCUGUCCGCGCUAGAGAGGUCGCCGUAGCUGCUCAAGCUCAACCGCGAUAUGAUGAUUAAAGAAUAGUUGAACAAGAUAUGGAACGAUACUUGUAAGUCUUCAACACUCGUCUAUUUUGCGGUUGAUAUAUUUUCUUUCAUGAUGUCAACCCCACAUGUUGAGUUACUUGAUCUCUAUUAGUUAGAUGGCGGAUUCAAAGACUGGUAGAUCUGUGAGGAAGUUUUUAUUGAUGAUUAUUACUAUUAUUAUGUCCUCUGAGAUAUGGUUAGCUUGUGUCCGGUUUUCAAUGUUCUGGAUUAGCCUCUUGAAGCUCAUGUGACAAAGUCUGUGAAAGGGUUUAUGAUCUUUAGAGAGGAGAUGGAUGAACACCUUCUUGAAAUCGUCUGUCUGAUGCGUGUAAGUGAAAUACUGUCGUAGUAAGUAGGACUCAGAAGAUGAAUUUGCUCCUUGUUUUAUGCUCAUGGCCUGUGAAAAUGUUUAAUGGCCCUUUGGGAAGAGCUUGUGAGGGUCGGUCGGUCAGUUUGAUGAAUGUUAUCAGAUCCAUCUCCAUCUCUUCAUAUUAACAACAUUCAUGUGCAGCCAGUUGUUUGUUGUUUUUCUAUGCCUGGCCGAUGUUCUAACUACUGUUGUUUCAUGUGUGUUUCUUGUAUCUCAAGGAAGUGGUGGGUGUUUGUUGACUUGGCUUUGCUUUGCUGGAUCGUUGGGAAGGAAGGCUUUCAAAGAGCUAAGCUAGCUCAUGAGAGGAGGCUAGACUCCAUAUUUUGGGGACAUUCUAAUGUUGGAAGAUGUUGCUUUCUUCUGUGGGGUUUUGUAGAGGCACAAACUAACUCUCUCUAGUCUUUAGUUUGACAAACUCAUUGUGCAAUUGUAGUUUGAUUUGGUAAAGCACAAACACUACAGUGCGGGUACGUUGGAUGUUUAUUAUGUAUGUAUGUAUGUUGGGCAACUCUUAUCAAAUUCCCAGACAUCUUCUUUAUUAUGCUAUACGAUGCUUCGAUCGUGACUCCUUGUGAAGAAGUUCCUUCUGUUUUUACAUGAUUUGUGCUGUAUGAUGCUUGGAUGAUGUAGCCCUUUGAAGUUCCUUCUGCUUUUACAUAAUAUGAUGCUUGGAUGAUGAUGCUCUUUGAAGUAGGUUCCCUCUGUUUGUACAAUAUGAUGGUGAUCGGAAGUGUGUUUUUGUGGUUGAUGGUUAUGAAUUGAUUACGCGUGGAACAAACUGUGUAAACAAAG